Molecule: messenger RNA, 545 nt
Organism: Populus euphratica (Euphrates poplar)
Lineage: Eukaryota; Viridiplantae; Streptophyta; Magnoliopsida; Malpighiales; Salicaceae
Exons: 3
Coding region: 24-545 (173 amino acids)
Source: RefSeq, a predicted model, not a curated record
UAAUUUUUUUUUAUAUAUAAUAUAUGGACGAGUCAUGGCGAAUGCGCAUGGGAGUGCCAAUGCCAAGCGUCCCAAGACGCCGAUCCAUGGAGGAUAUUGCAACCACAAGACAUUUCAUGGAAGCCAGAUUAGACCCAGACGAUUUCGCAGACGUUUUCGGUGGGCCUCCAAGGAGUGUUCUUUCUCGCAAAUUCUCUGCUGACUCCACCAGAUCUUCUUCUUCUCCUUACGAACAGAUUUCCCUGCCACCUACGGAGUUUGUGUCUACGGGGAAAACCAAUGGAGGGUGCAGCUUGCCGGCAUUCAGGAUUCCGGACAGGGUAGAAGGGCUCUAUAAUGAUGUGUUCGGGUUAUCGGAGGAGGGCAGAUGGUCAAGAGAAAACUCCAAGUCCAAAUGGAACUCUUCGUCGGUACUUAGUUCGAAGGAGCUCAAUCCUCUACGGCGGCCGGUGACUGGAGAUGACGUUGCCUUGUCUUCUUCUGCUUCAAAGCUCAGGUACCUACUUUUAACUAUUUUCUUUAUGAAGUUACAGAAUAGUGUAUAG